Molecule: messenger RNA, 1010 nt
Organism: Stereum hirsutum FP-91666 SS1
Lineage: Eukaryota; Fungi; Basidiomycota; Agaricomycetes; Russulales; Stereaceae
Exons: 3
Coding region: 1-894 (297 amino acids)
Source: RefSeq, a predicted model, not a curated record
AUGCCGUACCCCCCUGACGGCUGCCACAACCCAGGCCAUGGACUUCAAUCCACCCCUCUACUUCGGUCCAAGUCUACGAUUGCUCUCAAACGGAUACCGACACAUCCCCAUGCGCCGGUAACCUCGCCAUACGCCGAAGCCUCUCUGAGAUUUAGUCUCAUUAUUCCUCUAACCUUAGCGCCACUCAGUUCACGACAUGUCCACGUUCAUAAUAUUAUCCCGGCCGUUAUUGCGCCAACUCUUGCUGCCCGUCCGUUCUCAUUGUCACUUCGCCACGCCACUGUUUUUGGCGUGGACAGCAUACAAAGCGCAUCUACAUUUGACAAGAACGCCUCCACUCCUUUCCUCAUCGACUCCUCCGAAACCAUCACACGGUCGUCCCUCUAUAUCGUCCCACAAGGUCGCUAUUUCCCUCCAUCGAAGUCAGGGAAAACGCGCUACGGUAGUAUGGACGAAUCCAGCCUUGACUGUGUUGAUUUUAGUUGUAGGCUGGGCAAGGAGGGAGGCUAUUUGAGUGUUGCCCAAAUACUUGAUGGCGCCCCGCGUGCUUGUCUUCACGGCGUCAACGAACCUGUCUUGCAAUCUCACGGCACGAAUAUCACGCUACAUGUCUUGUGGCCUGAUCAUACACCGUGGACCACCUUAGUUCGUACCAAAAGUUGGAAGGAUUCCGCGACUCCUAUCACUCAAGGAGAACUAGUUAUACGUCUCGCACGAGCGCUCAAGAGGUUCACAGCUAGUGCUAAACGGGACGUUGUCUCGGCAGCAACAUCGGCGAUACCAGACCCAGGUGAUACUGCGCUAGAAAGCCUCUACCUACUGAGCUUCUAUCAAGUGACACAGGGAGGUUGGCAAGUUGAGCUUGCGAUUGUUGCGCCCACGACGAAUGGGUAGGGGUUAGAAUCGGAUACUAGUAGUACUUCACGUUCUUUCUUGACCUCUCGAUCGCGUUUAUCAUGCAUUUACGGUAUCUGCUCACCUGCUCAUGUUCCUUUCUGCUUAGACUCUGC